Molecule: messenger RNA, 1468 nt
Organism: Cuscuta campestris
Lineage: Eukaryota; Viridiplantae; Streptophyta; Magnoliopsida; Solanales; Convolvulaceae
Source: the annotation of a GenBank genome assembly
GAACUUCUCCAUCUAAUCCUCCUUUCAAUGCUUGGAGUCGCCUGGAGCAGAAAUGUCCUCCGCCUAAGUCGUCCACAGGGGCGGAUCUACCCUUACAAAAUUUACUUCCCUUACAAUUAUUUCCAAAUUUACUACUUUCUCCUUGGCGUUUGCGGAAACCGAGAAGCAGGAGCAAUUGAACCGCCAAAGUGCCGAACACUGGAAGUGGAAUCCGAACAGGAGCACCCGCUGCACCGCCGUCGCGCGUCCGCCGCGUCGCCGCCAGUCCGCCACAUCUUCGAAUCCUUCCAUUGAGUAUCACACAACCGUAGAAUCGCACAAGCAUCCAGAAGUCCCCCUCAACACAUGAUUCUGGACUAUCUGUACAUUCACUAGCUUAAGAAAUAGAUUUAAGUGAGACCAAAAUGAUCGGCUUGCCAAGUUCGGGUUUCUGCUUAACUGUGAUGUGGGUACCUACCCCUUCCUGUAUCAAGAAGAAUCAAAGCAUCAAUCUUGCCAUUUCCUCGCGAUCAAUGCCCACCAAGAUUGAAGCUACUAAGAGAAGUUGCGAAUGCUAUGACAUGCAUAAAGAGCAUGUACCAUAUGCUCAGGCCUGGGAUCUACAGAAGUCUAUUGUCACUGAACGAAAAGCAUUGGUCCAAAGAAAUGAAGAUUCUGCAGACAAUCUGAUUGUGUUGCAGCACCAUCCAGUGUAUACUCUUGGGACUGGCGGGUCUGAAGACUACUUGCAUUUCGAUACCAAAAAUGCUCCUUUCGAUGUGUACCGAACUGAGCGUGGGGGUGAGGUUACCUAUCACGGCCCCGGUCAGAUAGUGAUGUACCCUAUUAUGAACCUUCGUUAUCAAAAGAUGGACCUUCAUUGGUACCUCAGGACACUUGAAGAGGUGAUAAUCAGGGCUCUUUCCUCGUCUUUUUCCAUCAAAGCUUCACGCAUUGAUGGCUUGACUGGUGUUUGGAUUGGAGAUGAGAAACUGGCUGCGAUUGGUGUUAAGGUUUCUCAAUGGAUAACGUUCCAUGGAUUAGCACUUAAUGUCACAACAGACUUAGCUGCCUUUCAACACAUUGUGCCGUGUGGAAUCAAAGGUCGCCGAGUUGGUAGCAUAAAGGAGAUUCUUCUGAGUGAAUCUUCUUUCUCUAACUCAUCUUGCAAUAAAAUUGGUGAUGAUCUUCAGCUAAUGGAGCUUGCUCAUAAGUCACUUGUUCAAGAGUUUUGUGAACUUUUCCAGGUUGAUAUUUUUAUAAAUAAUGAUAAUUAUAAUACUCAUAAUUCAUUUUGGGAAGGCUAAUUCUUAACAUUUUUGCAAUUCAAUGCAAUGUUUCAAAGUGGUUAUUUUCUCAGAGAUUGCUAAUAAGUGUAUCAUUGUUUAUUUUAUUGUUCUAUUCCCUUACAGUUAUGGAUUGAUUGGUCCUGUAGGCAGUCCCUAUUUGCCGAUCUCAAAUCUUCAUUUAAUAGAAGCGAACUCAAAGU